AUCUUUGCUUCAGACAACUUAAAAAAAAAGUUUGCCACCAAGUUCACAUAAUCUUAAAACCUAUUCCACGUGGUGGGCAAUGCUUAGAAUCAGGCUCACGCCUUUUUUCCCCCCCCCCCAUUGAAACGGGAGUGAAAGUGAAAACAUCUGCUUGUGGAUUUGCCCCUAACUACAGCACAGUUGAAGCAGAUCACAGGUGGUCUGGUGCAGGCCUUGUCCCGGGCCGGGAGGGAGCAACAUUGCAGGCGAGUGCCCAGUCGCGUCUGCGUCUGCGGCUGCGCGCCCGGGCCCGGGCCCGGGCCCUGGCCGUCUCCAUGGUGACCCAGGAUACGGCCAUGCCGCGACACAAGCCCAAAACGGGAAGGUCGCAGCACGACUCGCACUCGUCCCGCAGAGGCGCCGACAAGGCGGUGACCGGCAGCAGUUCGAAUGAAGAGACCACCGUAAAGGAAAAAGAAAACCCAUUGGCCUGGAAACUUAUUUCCUCAUCCCAGAUGUCUGACCUUGAACCAUUAACAGUGGAUUUGGCUCAGAAAGCAUUAGCAGAAAUUUUGCAACUCAAACAGUACGAACAUUCCAUGAAGGAAGGCAUCCUCUUGGAUUAUUAUGUCUCUGGAUUUUUGUGGGCCAAAGAGCAAACUUUUACAAUACUUCAAAUAUCUGCCUUCAUGACUCUAUUAAAUGUCAUUUUGGAGAACAUCAACGACAAACACUUGCCAUUGCUGGAUAAUUUAAAAGAGCUCUCAAAACUCAUGACUGAAGUCAGUCAGUCAAGUUCAGAUAUAACUCGUGGCGUGGAAUUCUUCACCGUCGACCAGUCAAAGGCCAUUAUUAAUUACAUGAAGAUCAGUGUAUUUCAGCAUUACAGACUUUACGAGUUUCUUUUCCAUCAUACUCCUGACCUAAAGAUUCUAGACACUCAGCUUGAGGUUGAAGUUAUCAAGUCAGCAGAUCCGUUCCCUUCACCAUUGGAGGAGAGUUUAUUUUGGGAUAUCUAUUCAUCCUACAUUCUACAGCAGCCAACAGAGGAAGCAGAACCUGAGGUUGUGCAAGAGACUGAAGAAGAGAUGGAAGUUAAAGACUCCACAACUGAGGAUGCUCUGGCAUGUUAUAACAUGGAUGAUGUCACAUCAAUGCUGAGUCAAGUAACAGGCGAAAUGCUCAGUAAUAUUCAGAACGAGAUAAGUGAAAAACUGCAGAAGCAAGAGGAGGCCUUCACUACAAGAAUCAAUAAACUGAAGAAGCCCUGAGCAUUGAGACAGGAGCAACUGCUGAACUUCCCCAGUAAACCACAGCCCUGCGGAGGUUGCUGCUUGCUGAGCCACUUAUUUAGUUGGAAAGUAGGUGAUUCGGAGGACAAAUCUCAACAAUGUUCCUUGUGUUUAUGAGGAAAUAUUCAACGUUUUGUUUGAGAAUGCAUUUUAUUUCCUCAUGGUUUGUGUUCCUACGUAGUGCAUGUAGACAAUAAAGGGUCCUGAUGACAAAGCCCAUCAUAUAUA
Leucoraja erinaceus (little skate) is the source of this 1499-nucleotide messenger RNA. RefSeq names its product ciliary associated calcium binding coiled-coil 1 (gene cabcoco1). The record is from RefSeq and is a predicted model, not a curated record. NCBI's taxonomy places the organism in Eukaryota, Metazoa, Chordata, Chondrichthyes, Rajiformes, Rajidae. The transcript has 8 exons. The coding region runs from base 315 to 1250 and encodes 311 amino acids.